Messenger RNA from Aspergillus ruber CBS 135680, 2044 nucleotides. Its product is annotated as putative MFS multidrug transporter. The record is from RefSeq and is a predicted model, not a curated record. Gene Ontology annotation, molecular function: basic amino acid transmembrane transporter activity. NCBI's taxonomy places the organism in Eukaryota, Fungi, Ascomycota, Eurotiomycetes, Eurotiales, Aspergillaceae. Gene Ontology annotation, biological process: transmembrane transport; basic amino acid transport. Gene Ontology annotation, cellular component: fungal-type vacuole membrane. The transcript has 6 exons. Bases 118 to 1770 code for a protein of 550 amino acids.
GUUCUUUCUAGCAACCUCCUGUUCGUUGAAACAUUGUGAGGUACGGUAUAUGGUGAUCAGUAGGCGCACCUGAUAUUGAAAUAUUGCGAACUUCUUCAUCCUUGGGAACGCGCACAGAUGGCACCGGAAAGAAAUCCGACAGAGACCUCCCCGUUGCUCGGAGAACAGAGCAAUGCUCUCCCUCCUUCAACGGGGACCAUUCCCAGAGUCCAAGGUGAAUAUGGUGCUUACUCGGAACAGCAGACUAGAGGAGAUGGAGAUGCACAAACAAAGACUGUAGCUCUCCGGUACAUCGUCCCGGCAGUCUCUAUAGGAGUCUUCCUCUCUGCAGCAGACCAGACUAUUAUUAUGGCCAGUUAUGGCCAGAUUGGAAGUGACCUCAAGGCUCUCAAUUUGACCAGUUGGAUAGCCACUUCGUACUUCCUGACACUCACGUCAUUUCAACCCCUGUAUGGCAAAUUGAGUGAUAUUUUCGGCCGAAAACAAUGUCUCUUAUUUGCGUAUGCUAUUUUUGGGACGGGUUGUUUGUUCUGUGGCUUAUCACGGAAUAUAAAGCAUCUCAUUGCUGCACGUGUCUUCCAAGGUAUCGGAGGAGGUGGUAUGACCACUGUUGUUAGUAUUUUAAUGAGUGAUCUUGUUCCCCUACGUGAGCGAGGAGUAUGGCAGGGCGUUAUCAAUAUCGUCUAUGCCACUGGUGCAGGAAUUGGUGCACCCUUGGGUGGUAUCUUGGCUGAUUUUAUCGGCUGGCGUUGGGCUUUUAUCGCGCAAGUGCCGCUCUGCAUCAUGGCAUUUACAGCGGUGUCGUUAAUGUUGGACUUACCAGUGCAAGAAGACACUCACUGGAAAGCCAAGCUUCGUCGUGUUGACUUUGCUGGAGCGAUUGUCCUUGUUGGUGCCGUGCUCGGCUUCCUCCUUGGUCUCGACCGGGGAAGUAAUGUGUCAUGGACCAUGCCGUUGACAAUUGUGUCUUUGUCGGUUUCUGCAAUGCUGUUCAUUCUUUUUGUUAUCAUCGAGGUAUACUUCGCAGCCGAACCAUUUGCUCCCGGAUACAUCAUCUUUGACCGGACAUUCUUCUCUAUGUAUGUUUGCAACUUUGCCAGUUUUGGCAGCUGGCUUGCGGCACUCUUCUACAUCCCGCUGUAUUUCCAAGCGGUUGACGGUGUCUCUGCCACUGUAUCUGGACUACGACUCCUCCCGAGUAUUUGUACCGGGGUUUUCGGUUCUCUCUUUGCUGGAUUUGUCAUAAAAUGGACCGGACAGUACUACUGGCUAACUGUGGCGGGUUAUGUCUCGCUUACUCUUGGAAUCACCGGAGUCUUCAUUUUCUCUGGUGAUGCAGUGCCCAGCGUCGUUGGUAUGAUUGUAUCUAUGGUUUUUUCUGCUUUUGGAAACGGCAUUGGUGUUACGACGACAUUGAUUGGAUUAAUCUCAAACGCCAAUCCCGAGGAUCAAGCAGUUGUGACUGCCUGUUCAUACCUCUUCCGCUCGCUAGGAUCAGUAAUCGGGCUCUCUCUGUCCUCCACAGUGGUCCAGCAACUCCUCCGAACUCGACUGAGGUCUGCGCUGCACGACAGCAAAGACAUCGACCAGAUCGUGGACGGAGUGCGACAAAGUCUCGACUACAUCAAAACCCUCGAUCCGGCAAUCGCCAAGAUUGUUCGCGGCUCUUAUGGCUGGGCAACGAACAAAGGGUUCGCGUUUAUGAUUGGCAUUGUCAUAUUUUCUCUUUUGGGCAGCUUCUUUAUCCGCGAGAAGAAGCUUAACCGUUGAAUAUCGUCUCGCGUAAUGAGCACUAAGUAUCAUAACGUUUUACGAACUAAAGGAGAAAAGGGUGGGAGAGGUAUCUGGUUGAGGAAUGUAUGCUGGAGGUGGUUGUAUGUAUAAAAGUUGCUCUGAUGUUGUAUUUAUGAGACCUUUUGAGCCUGCGACUUGUUUGGUAGAAAGGUUUAAAGUGUAAAUCAUUUAUAAUAUUUAAAUAAGAAACUUAUCUAUAUUAUAUAGUAAGAUUGUCCUCGUUCAUGCAGAAGGCGGUCUCCGCUGGGCA